AUGCCAUGGAUGUCCUCUGUAAAGUUAAAAUGCUGCCCUUGCAAAAAGAAUGUAAUCAGAAGGAAAUUGACUGUCGAAUUAGAUAAAGAUUUAAAGUUCAGUUUGUGUUUGUACGCCUUUGUGUUGAUAUACAUUAAAAUAAGUUUAAAAUACUUGGAACAAAAUGCACAACCACAGAAACAAUUGAGUUGUAGUUCCAAUACAUAUUACAAUAAUUAUGGCAAUAGAUAUAACCAUAAUACAACAUGUCUUUUUGCAACUAAAAGUAACAUCAUACGAGAUCGCAGCAUUUUUCAAAAUGUUGAUAAACUUUAUUUCGAGGACAGUAAUAUACAAGAAUUUCAACGAGGUAUAGUUGAUCAAUAUUUUACCAAUCGCCUUAAAUUAUUAAAUCUUGCAAAUGUUCAAUUAGAAAACAUAGAAGUUAAUGCUUUAUCCGGUCUAAAACAAUUGCAAUAUUUAUAUUUGAAUGACAACAUUAUGCAAAAAUUAUCACCCGGCAUUUUCGCCGGACUGGAUAAUUUACAAUAUUUAAAUCUGUCGCAAAAUCAAAUAUCAGAAUCAUUGGACAAAAGAAAUUUUACAGGAAUCGAAUCAAAUUUGAAGACUUUAGAUUUAAGUUAUAAUAGAAUUAAUUUUAUUAGAAAAAAUUGUUUUGCUGCAUUCUCUCAAUUAGCUGUUUUAAAUAUAUCUCAUAAUCAUCUAUCGACUCUGCCUUCAUUUUCUGAAAAUAUGUUGUUAGAUACCAUUAUUUUGUCGUACAAUAAUAUAAGUAAAAUAGAAGAUGACACUUUUCCAAAAAAAUAUUCGAUAACGACUAUCGAUUUAUCCAAUAACAAUUUGUCAGUGCCUUCAAUUGGUUCUGUUUUAAAUAAUUUUAAGAAAAUAUCAAGUUUAAAAUUGGGCAAUAAUUACAUAAAGGAUAUAGAAAAAAUUUUAAGCAAUGUUGAAGUCAACCAGUUGUCAAUUGAGAAUAAUCCAAUUGAUAGCAUAGCUGGAGGUUCAUUUUGUUCAGAACUAGUUGUAAGUCAUCUUAAUCUAAAGAUUUUGACAAAUAUUUCCUUGUGUAACACCGGCACAGUUAUCAAAGCAUCUCAUAAUAAUUUAGAACAAAUGCCAGUGUGGACAGAUAUGCAGGAGGUCAAAGUAGUCGAACUGCAACAUAACCAAAUUUCAAAAAUUCCUCUAGGAAUUUUCAAGGAUCUCAAAUCUUUAAAUGUGUUAAGACUGGACAGGAACAAAAUUGAAUUUUUAGACACUGGUGUGUUUUCUGGAUUGCGUGCACUAAAAAGUUUGAACUUAUCUUUCAAUGCACUAUCCCAGAUAGAUCAUCAUAUAUUAUUUGGAAUGAAAAAUUUGGAAGAUCUUUAUCUUGGAGGCAAUAGGUUGACCACAUUACCGCACGAUGACAUGUUUAAAGUACUUCCGAGUUUGAAGAAUUUGGGACUUAAUAAAAACCAUUGGUAUUGUUUACAAUUGAUGAGUAUAUUGAAAUCCAUGGAAGACCAUAAAAUUGAAAUUGUGCAUCAUGGAGAAGUUGAUUACCAUGUUGCAAAUUUGGAUGGGAUACGUUGUUGGCCAGAAAACAGAACCGAUGUUUAUGAAGUCAAUACUGCAAAUAGUCUAAAUGAGACAAAAGAAUCAGGUGUGGUUACUAGUUUGACUACAACCACGCAGUUGACCACUUUGCCAACUACAACAAGAAAAGUUACUUCACUGCCAACUACACAAAUUACGAGCAAACGAACUUCUCCAUCAACAACUACAAAAUUAGAGACGACAACUGAAUCUUUGGCACAAACUUCAACAAAUUUACCAUCACCAACUUUAAGCAACUUCAACAAACCAUCUGUGACAAUUUUUGAGGCUGCAGUAAAACAAAUGAUGCAAGCUGAAAGUUUUAUCGACAGUGUUAUAGAAGAAAUACCAAACGGUGUCUUUGAUGACUAUCGAGUAGAUAUUAUUCGAAGUUUGAACUUGGAAAACGUCCAAUUGAAGAAGAUAAAAUCGAAUGCCUUAGACGGAUUAAAAAAUUUACAAGAAUUAAAUCUAAACAACAAUGCUAUUAGAAGCAUACAACAAGGUUGUUUCAAUACACUAACUGAUUUGCAAACUCUUAGAAUAUCUCACAAUGAAUUAUCUGGGAAACUUAAUGAAAAAAACUUUACUGGAAUAGGAACACUACUCAAGGAAUUAGAUUUAAGUUUCAAUAACAUUGAAGAAUUGGAAAUGAAUUGUCUGGCACAUUUCGAAAUGCUUACUUCAAUCGAUUUAUCGCAUAAUUUAUUAUCUGGAACAUUAGCAGAACAAUUUUUUUCUGGAGAAAAUUCAGAUUUAAAAGUACUUGAUUUGAGUUUUAAUCAAAUUGAACACAUAAAAGUAAACUAUUUUUCAAAUUUAGCAAAAUUGGAAUCUAUAAACUUGUCCAACAAUCGUUUGUUCAAAGCUCCAUCUUUUGCUUAUAACAACGAUAUAAAAUAUCUAGAUUUAUCUAAAAAUUUAAUUAAAGUUUUUGAUGAAGACACUUUUCCUACAGUCUAUGAAAUCGAUUUGCUUGACUUAUCGUCCAACGAAAUAUCUUAUAUAUCACCAUAUUCUGGUUUUACAAAAUCGUCUAAAAUAGCAAAUUCGAGAUUGCAGAACAACAAUUUUGUAGACAUCAGAAAUUUUUUGACAGAUAUUUUGUUAGACUCAUCGCCAUAUUCUGGAUUUACAAAAUCGUCUAAAAUAGCAAAUUUGAGGUUGCAGAACAACAAUUUAGUAGACAUCAGCAAUUUUUUGACUGAACCUAAAUUGUUUGAGAUAUCUUUGCACAAUAAUCCUAUCAAAAUAAUCAGCAACAAGUUUUUCUGCCAAGAUUUAAAAGUGAGUGGAAUGGAUUUAGUUUCAGUAACAAAUAUUUCCAUGUGCAAUACUAGUACAAUAUUUGAUGCUUCUCAUAACCAACUUUCAGAAAUGCCAAUUUGGACAGACAUGAGAUCAGUACAAUAUAUUUUGUUACAAGAUAAUGAAAUUACUAAUAUUCCUGUUGGACAAUUUGCAGGUUGCACUUUUUUGAAAGGUUUAAAUCUAGAUAACAAUAAAAUAACGACUUUGCAGCCUGGCAUAUUCACCAGCAUCAAAUGUGCCCGUUUUCAUAAUGUAGAAUAUUUAAAAUCUUUGAAAUAUCUUCAAAUUUCUCUUAAUUCUUUGUCGGGAACGUUAAACAAAUUGAAUUUUACUGGUUUAGGAAAAAGUGUGGUUGAAUUAGACUUAAGUUCUAAUAACAUCGAAGUUUUAAAUGAUACUUGUUUUGAAGGUUUAAAUUCAAUUAGCAUUGGAAGUUUAAAUUUGCAAAAUAAUAGUUUUAAGAACAUCGUAAAAUUUUCAGUAAAAAUCAGUGUUUCAAAAGUAUCUCUAGACAAUAAUACUAUAACGGGUAUUGGAUAUGCAAAUUUUUGUAAAAAUGCGACUUUAAGCAAUUUAAAUUUAGAAGUUAUAGAAAAUAUAUCAAUGUGUAACACUGGUGAUACAUUUGAUGCAUCGUAUAAUAAAUUAACAAAUUUGCCAAAAUGGACAGAAAUGAAGACUGUACGAAUUAUUAAAUUGCAACACAACUUGAUUAGUAACAUACCAAUAGGACAUUUUCAAGAUUGCUCUGAAUUAGUGGUAUUAAAUUUAGCCAAUAAUUAUAUAGAUUCUUUGGGCACUGGAGUAUUUUCUGGAUUGACUACUCUUCAAUCCCUGCAAUUAUCUUUCAACUCCUUGCCAAAUGUCAAUCAUUAUAAUUUAUUUGGAUUGGAUAAUUUGAAAAUUAUAUCUGGCGCACCCAUCGGAUAUUGCGCAUGGAUUUUAUGUCGUGAAAAUCGAGGUAAAAUUUUGUUUUGGGGCUAA
This is a messenger RNA of Ctenocephalides felis (cat flea), 3873 nucleotides long. RefSeq names its product protein artichoke-like. The transcript is spliced from 6 exons. Bases 1 to 3873 code for a protein of 1290 amino acids. Gene Ontology annotation, molecular function: protein binding. The record is from RefSeq and is a predicted model, not a curated record. Lineage: Eukaryota; Metazoa; Arthropoda; Insecta; Siphonaptera; Pulicidae.